Messenger RNA from Pieris rapae (cabbage white), 2340 nucleotides. Its product is annotated as acylcarnitine hydrolase-like. Bases 43 to 1644 code for a protein of 533 amino acids. The record is from RefSeq and is a predicted model, not a curated record. The transcript is spliced from 3 exons. Lineage: Eukaryota; Metazoa; Arthropoda; Insecta; Lepidoptera; Pieridae.
AUAAAUUAUACAUUCAGUAGAACCUCCUUUGCAUUGAAAAGUAUGGAGUGGCAAAUUGUCACAUUUGCCGCCAUUAUUGGCGUUACUUUUGCAAUGGAGAAUAAUUUGAUAGUGACAACGACGGAGGGCCAAGUUCAGGGUAGUUUAGCAUCAAGUGGCUUAUAUUACGAGUUUUUAGGGAUAAGAUAUGCUGUACCGAUCAAAUUUCGGGCACCAGCGCCACCUCAGUCCUUCUCUGGUAUCUACAAAGCUGACAAUCGCGCUGUUCUUUGUCCCCAAUUUCCCACAUACGAUCCCCUCGCUGCACCAAGCGAAAACGAAGAUUGCCUGGUCCUCAACGUAUUUACCCCUGCAUUCAUUAACGCAACCUGUCCCGUAAUGGUCUUCCUCCAUGGAGGAGAUUUUGGUGUCGGUUCCUCUUCGCCAAUAUUUUAUGGGCCGCAGUUUCUCAUCAGCCAUGGCGUUAUCGUGGUAACAGUUAACUAUAGGGUGAACGCUUAUGGUUUUCUUAAUUUAGGCAUCAAAGAAGCACCAGGAAAUGCUGGGUUGAAGGAUAUAAGGGCGGCGUUGAGGUGGGUACAGAAGAAUAUUAAGAAUUUCCAAGGAGACCCUGAUAAUGUAACUGUUUUUGGUCAAGGAAGCGGUGGAGUUGCCGCUAUUUAUCUGACUAUGUCGCCUAGCACGAAAGGAUUGUUCCAUCGAGUUAUAUCUGAGAGUGGAUCCCCAUUUUCCCCCCACGUUUUCGACCAUAGUCCAUUAAAAACAGCUAGUCAUUUAGCCAAGUCCCUUAGUAUGAAGUCUGAAGAUCCAAAAACUCUGCUCAAACUUUACAGGGAAACACAGAUAAGCAAAGUAGAAGAGGCAAUAGGUAACCAAAUGAAUGCUAAAUCAGUCUUCCUUCCAUCCGUAGAAAAAGUGUUCAAAGAUGAAGAACCAUUUCUGACUGAUACUCCAUUUAAUAUUCUCUCAAACAGACCAGGCUAUUUCCAUCCAGUACCAGCAAUUAUUGGUCUAAACACUGUCGAAGGACUCUCUUCUAUUCUAGACUAUAAUACAAUAACAGGCCAAAUGGAUAGAAUACAUCACGAAGACUUUUCAGCGUUAGACCAGAGGAACUUCAAUCCUGAAGACAAAGAAGACUUCCGAAAUAUGCUAAGAGAAACGUUCUUUUCUGAAAUAACAAAUGAUGAAGCUUUAGUGGGUGGAUUGGUAAACCUGAACACAGACUUCUGUCACGUGGGUCCAAUGUCCUUAUUUGCAGAUCUUUACGGGAAUAAUACAGAUUUAUAUCAGUAUUUAUUCAGUUAUAUUGGUAACAGAAAUCUUGGUCGUAUAUUGACUAACAGUACACUUGAUGCCACAGCAAAUUUGGACGAGUUAUUUUACGUGUUCGACUUGGAUAGACUGCCGUUGGAAAUGGAUGAAAAUGACGCCAGAAUUAUUACUUUCAUGACGCAGAUGUGGACAAAUUUCGCUAAAUUUGGAACCCCAACCCCAGACGUAUCAAAUGGGGAAUGGCUGCCGUAUCCCCACCAUUUAGAAAUAAACCUAGAACCACAAUACGUGGCGCCUCUCACGCCAGAGAGAGCGCAAUUCUGGCGCGCACUCUUCUACAAAUAUGGCGCUGACAUGUCAACUAAAUAAUUAUAAGUCACAGCCGUAUUCAUAAAGGGUUUAAGGUUUAAAUCCGAUUGGAAGUCAAUACAUACUUUCCCAGCGUUUUUUAAUAUUUAAUAUAAUUAAGAUAACCCACAAGAAGAUUUAUUUAAUGAAAUUUAUUUAAUGAAAGAUUUCCGAAAACCUUUUGUAUAUUCGGCUCGCACAGACUCGUUUCUGGACUCUUCGGGUAAUAUACUAUGAUUUUAAGAUGUAAUUAGAAUGAUUAAAGGUUUUCUGUUAAUAAAAAUAACUUAUUUGUAUAAAAGUUUUGUUAUAAAUAAAAUCUUAGAGGUGAGAAACAUGUCGUUUUUCAGUUUGUCAUUAUGUUUUUGACAGACGCAUCUUUAUUAGUAUUUUCAACCCAAACGAAAUACGUCGGCAACCAGUCACUUUCCGAGCGGCUCCCACUGCUGUUGAGUUGCUCGGAUUCCUGCAGCUCAGUUUCAUCAGCGGACGUCGAGGCAGAAUACGAAAUAUCAUCCGUGUCACCUUGACGUCCGUAGUAUAACUGUGCGUUUCUUAAGGCAGUUAAGUCUGCCGCGCACCACCACUAAUUGGAACCAGCUGACAGUAUUUUUGAACCAAUUCGACUUAGGGUAUAUAAAGAAAAGAGUUUAUCAAUUCUUAAGAAUUUAUAAAAUAUAUUUUUAUGAAUAGGUUGUCAAUAAAUUAUGGAAUGUG